Messenger RNA from Colletotrichum phormii, 681 nucleotides. RefSeq lists its product as uncharacterized. NCBI's taxonomy places the organism in Eukaryota, Fungi, Ascomycota, Sordariomycetes, Glomerellales, Glomerellaceae. Bases 81 to 560 code for a protein of 159 amino acids. The transcript has a single exon. The record is from RefSeq and is a predicted model, not a curated record.
GACGGGCGGCCCAUCCAUAUGCGGUGGUCGAAAGGAACGCCCCCUGACUGAACUUGGCCCCAUGUUCCGGGCCUUACGAAAUGCUCCACGUAUUCUGGAAUGUCUUUUUUUUCUUUUCUUUUCGCAGAGAGGGGCGGGCUAGACCACUGCGACUGUGGACUACUUACGUGCCCACCGCCCACUUUCAGAAGUCGUUGUUCAAGCUGGCGUGCUGCUGCUGCUCUGCCACUCGACAUGGCCUGGGGAUGGGGACGGCGUGGCUGAGAUGCUUGCAAAAAAAGGAGUCAAUGUUAUUAAUGAGCAAGCACUGCUUGCUUGAGCCUAGUACGUUCGCAACGGAGACAACAACGCGGCCAAUGCCAACAUUUCCCACCAGGACAAAAAGGCAACGUGGAAGAGAUCGAGCGUUUCCAACGUCUGUUCUCAUCAGACUCUGCAGGCGACAAAAGCAAGCAAGCAAUCUAAGACCGACUCAGUCGAUGCUGCGACUUUAUUUUGCGACGCAUGAGAUGCAGCAGAGAGAGAGCUUCACUGCUACUUUCCUGACUCGUAUCGACUGACCACUUGGAGAUGACACUGUUUGGGGUAGAAUGAGAGGGACAUUGAGGACGUUGAGAGCACAAAACCAAAAGAAAAAACACGAGAAGCAGUUCUUAGUCUGUCCUGCGGGAAGUUGGAACG